Messenger RNA from Trametes versicolor FP-101664 SS1, 2034 nucleotides. RefSeq lists its product as uncharacterized. Bases 1 to 1812 code for a protein of 603 amino acids. The record is from RefSeq and is a predicted model, not a curated record. NCBI's taxonomy places the organism in Eukaryota, Fungi, Basidiomycota, Agaricomycetes, Polyporales, Polyporaceae. The transcript has 2 exons.
AUGGCACCAGCUACCUCCACACAUUCGCAUCCGAGCGGCAACGCCGUCACUUCGGUCACCCCUGUCAACCUCUUCGCUCUCCUCUUCGAGAUCCUCAUCUUCAUCCUCGUCGUCCUCAGCAUCGUCGCCGCAGUCCGUCGGUACUUUGGCACUCGUGUCGGCAUUCGCACUCCUGCUCAGGCUACCCUCGAAGUCGACCUCGAAGUCCAAGCGAAUCAAGGCGACCUCUCUGCGAAGAACUCUUCGGGUUCUCGGUGGCUCUCUUCUCUCCGCGGGCAACUUCUAUCUAGCUCUCGUGAUGACUAUCUCAGCGAUACUACGGCGCUACUACAGAAGGACAUCUCCAAGUCCUUGCCUCUCCCUGUAUCUAGCCCUCACUCGUUGUCUGGGGUCUCAAUCUUGCAAAAAAUCUUCGGUCGCUUCCGCAGCUUACCCCUAACCGGUGUGAAGUCUGUCGCCCAAUCAGGCUUGACGGACUCUCCGGACAGGGUCCUCCCGCUCAUGCGGACCCUCCGGGAGCAGCUUACUCGGGAGUGGGUCCACUCCACUCCCGGCGUAGGCGGUUCACACCACCGCUUCCUCCGCGGAACAGUAAAGCCGAAGCUUGCAAGCAACGAGAUCCCCACGAUCGUCGUCACCCCUCCAGAAGAUACCACCGAGAGCCCUGUGUUAGAGGCGUACAGCCCCGCGUCGACAUACUCGGAGCCCGACUCCCCAGCCAUCGCCACCCCGCGGCUAGACUCGUCUGCCGACCUCGACGUCCGAGUCGUUGGCGAUGAGGUAGACCAACUGCAGAUUCCGUUCCCCUCCUGGGACCCCGCUGUCGACGAAGAAGAAACUGUCAAUCUUUCCAACGUCUCCGGCGAGCUCUUCCAGCUAGGAGCGCCUCCCGCCCGCAAGACGGCGACGGCGACGGUGUCAGACAUGGCGACCUCACAACUCGACUUCAGUUCGUUCGACAUGUAUGAAGACACGUAUCCUCACCUUCUCUUCGCAAUCAAGGAGGAAGAGGAACCCGAGGAGCUCGAGACGCCGACCAGUAGCGCUGUUGCACCUCAGCUUCACUCCGCCGGACCCUUCGCAGCGACGAAACAGGUCCUACAAUCUAGCUCCACCUUUUCUACAUCCUCGGAAGACGUCGUCCAUAACGGUUCGCUGACCGCCGCUGGAGAAGAAGCUGGAUCACCGAGGAUCAUCGACGCUUGCAGUCAGUUAGACCCGGCUCCCGUCCACGAAUUCCUGCACAAGGGCCCCGCUAUCGUCACCUCAGGCGUCGACGGAUCCAUCGGCGAAGCGUCCUCUGACGAUGAGGAGGAAGAUUGGGAGAAGGCCUUCCGCCUCGGCGGUCGCCUCACUGGGGCAUUCUCCGCCCCACUCUUGAACGACAGCCUUGGCGACGACGACUUCGACGAUGACGAGUACGAACUGCCGGAAGCGGCGUACGAGGUCCUGCACAAGACAACAGGGGCGUGCGAGGUCCUCGUCCACGGCGCGCACAAGCACAUCUCCUCCCUUUCGGCGACGAUCGAAUGGUACGAAUCAGCGUCCUCGGAGACGUCCUCCUCGGAUGCGUUGUCGGAUGCUGCGUCGGACGCGGAUGCGUCGUCAGAUGCUGGGUCCGACUAUCAAGACGCUAGCAGCGACGAUGAGAGCAACUCGUCGUUCUACUCGUGCUCUGGAUCUUCGACCACCGAAGAUGACACCGCGGUGGGCGACUCGUUUUCUAGCCCCGGGCCCAAGGUGCACUCCGCGCAGCCAACCACGUUCUCCAUUCUAGAGAGCUACUUCACGCAAUGCGAGGCCGUCGCCUAAUGCGUCUAUGCGGCCCUCAAGUUCAUUCAGACCAACAGUUCUCUGCGCCGCCUACUCUGAGUACCCCCACUUCUUUUCCUGCUCUUAUAUUCUUUUUUGCAGCUACGACACGUCACUUUUCCUUCCCCGUGCGAUUAUUCUCUCGCGACUCUCAUGACUACCAUUUUACUAUCCUUUGCUUGCCCCUUCGCUUCUGAUCACCUUUUAUGUCUCAUAUCUCGU